AUGUUUAUGUGUGCCGUUGCAAGACCAAUCUUUUCUAGUGAAGGUGAGAUGAUUUUUGAUGGAAAGAUAGGCAUUUUUCCUUUCACACAUGAAGUGGCAGCACAAAGGAGUUCAAAAAACAGGAAAAGAGGAGAGCCAGAGACCAAACCAAUACAAUCAAUCACUAAAGAUCACACAAGAGACAUGAUUGUGCACAAGAUACUACCAGCAAUUAGAAUUAAAUGGCCACCACAUUUAAGCAAAACAAUUUUCAUUCAACAGGAAAAUGCUAAACCACACAUUUUAGAUGAUGAUGAGGUGUUUAGAGAGGUGGCAACACUUGAUGGAUUUAACUUCCACUUAGUGCAACAAUCUCCUAACUCACCGGAUAUGAAUGUGCUUGACUUAGGGUUCUUUAGGUCAAUACAAUCUUUACAGCAUCAAAAAUCAGCAUACAACUAUGCACAAUUAGUUAACGCAGUGACUACAGCAUUUGACAAUCUGACACCAAAUGCACUAAAGAAUGUAUGGAUCACACUACAGGCAUGUAAAAUUGAGGUUAUUAAGAAACUAAGUGGUAUGGAUUAUGACAUUCCACACAUGAGCAAAGCAAAACUUGAAAAGGGAAGGGAGACUCCCACAUUGUUUGGGGGUACAGCAGGAAACAAUUUACGAGGCACUAAGAUAUCUGGACACAAAGGUGGAUGA
Messenger RNA from Amaranthus tricolor (Joseph's coat), 687 nucleotides. RefSeq lists its product as uncharacterized. Lineage: Eukaryota; Viridiplantae; Streptophyta; Magnoliopsida; Caryophyllales; Amaranthaceae. The coding region runs from base 1 to 687 and encodes 228 amino acids. The transcript has a single exon. The record is from RefSeq and is a predicted model, not a curated record. Gene Ontology annotation, molecular function: nucleic acid binding.